AUGGCAUCAGAAAGGAUGGAUGCUCCAGAUUUACCAGACUUUACCAUUCUUAAAAGGCUGGCUCGAGACCAGCUGAUCUACCUCCUGGAGCAGCUCCCUGGAAAAAAAGAUUUAUUUAUUGAACCUGAGCUGAUGAGCCCACUGGAUCGUAUUGCCAACGUCUCAAUACUGAAGCAACAUGAUGUUGACAAAUUGUACAAGCUUGACAACAAACCCAUUUACACCAACUCUGACCAAUUGUGCUUUUUGAUAAGACCUCGUAUUAAGCAUGUGAAGAAUAUUGCCAACCUUGUGAAUACAGACAAGAAAUCUAAAGUCAGUAGAAAAUACAAGAUUAUAUUUAGCCCCCAAAAAUUUUAUACAUGUGAUAUGAUUCUGGAGCAGGAGGGGAUAUAUGGUGAUGUGACCACUGAUGAAUGGUCAUUUUACCUACUUCCACUGGAUGAUGAUAUUAUCAGCAUGGAGCUGCCAGAAUUUUUUCGGGACUAUUUUCUAGAAGGAGACCAAAGGUGGAUUGGCACUGUGCCCCGAGCUCUUAAUUUAUUGAAUUCCAUCUUUGGUCCCAUCUCGAAGAUAUACGGAAUUGGAAGGUGUUCUAAGAUGGUCUUUGACAUGUGGCAGAAGCACCUGGAUGAUGGUGAAAGUGAUCGUAAAGAGCGAAAACCAGAAAUAGGACUUGCAUUCAUGAUUGACAGAGAUGUGGAUUAUGUCACUCCGUUGUGCUCUCAGGUGGUGUAUGAAGGGCUUGUUGAUGAUAUUUUCAGGAUUAAAUGUGGAAGUGUGGAAUUUGGGCCAGAAGUGACCUCUUUUGAUAAAAGUAUUAAAGUUCUUCUAAACUCUCAGGAUAAGGUGUUUGGUGAAAUUCGGAAUGAGCAUUUUUCCAAUGUCUUUAGCUUUUUGAGUCAGAAAGCUCGCAAUCUUCAAAGUCAGUAUGAUAAACGUCAAGGGAUGGACAUUAAACAAAUGAAGACUUUUGUUUCCCAAGAACUGAAGGGAUUGAAACAAGAACAUCGGUUACUGAGUUUACAUAUUGGGGCCUGUGAAUCAAUAAUGAAGAGGAAAACUAAACAAGAUUUUCAGGAGUUACUGAAAUCUGAGCACUCAUUACUGGAGGGAUUUGAUAUUCGUGAGAGCAUCAGUGUAAUAGAAGAGCACAUUAACAGACAGGUUUCUCCCAUAGAUAGUCUACGCCUGCUAUGUCUUCUGUCCAUCACAGAGAAUGGUUUAAUACCUAAAGAUUACAAAUCACUGAAGACUCAGUACUUACAGAGUUAUGGCCCAGAGCACCUGCUAACAUUCUCUAACCUUAAACGAACUGGCCUUCUCACUGAACAAGUCCCUGGAGAGACGCUGACUGCUGUGGAGAGCAGAGUCAGUAAACUGGUCACAGACAAAGCUGCAGGAAAAAUUACUGAUGCAUUCUCAUCUUUAGCCAAAAAGAGUAAUUUUCGAGGUAUUAGCAAAAGACUUGGACUAAUUCCACGUGUGGAUGGAGAAUAUGAUCUGAAAACCCCAAAGGACAUGGCCUAUGUCUAUAGUGGAGCUUACAUUCCAUUAAGUUGUAAAUUAAUAGAGCAGGUUUUGACUCGUAAAGGUUGGACGGGUCUUGAGGAGGUUGCACGUCUGCUUAAUGGCAAUGAGUUUGCAGCUAAAGAGCAACUCUCAGACAGGAAUUCAUAUUCAGAAUCACAGAGGAUCAUCCUGGCAGUUUUCCUUGGAGGAUGCACAUUUUCAGAGAUCUCAGCUUUGAGGUUUCUGGGAAAAGAGACAGGUUACAGAUUUGGUUUUUCUAACUACAUCUAUUACCAAAUGCUGCACGGAUGAUGGAAUCAU
This is a messenger RNA of Staurois parvus, 1833 nucleotides long. The record is from the annotation of a GenBank genome assembly. NCBI's taxonomy places the organism in Eukaryota, Metazoa, Chordata, Amphibia, Anura, Ranidae.